ACACAUUCUGAAAUUAAUAAACUUCUAGACAUACUGGCUGUAAAUUGGGAAUUAUAUAAGUUCAAUAAGACAAAAUUCUAUGCAUCUGCUGCUAUUAAAUUGGGAAGGAAUAAGACAGGAAAACAGGUGAAAGGAAAACUAUUUAACCUUAGAACAAAAUAUACAAAUGAAAAGAAAGAAGUAGCUGGUAAGAUGAGAGAUGAUUAUCUGAAAAGUCGAUUAGAAUUUGAUCGAGAAAAGUUUGAAAAAGAAUUUGAAGAAAAAACAAAGGAAAGAAAAAAUAAAAUGGAUUUAGAACAUGAAAAAUUAAGAAUGGAAAAUAAAAGGAUGACGAAGCAAAUAGAACUGGGUCAUCAAUUACGAAUGGCAGAACUCGAAUUUAAAUAA
Molecule: messenger RNA, 387 nt
Organism: Funneliformis geosporum
Lineage: Eukaryota; Fungi; Glomeromycota; Glomeromycetes; Glomerales; Glomeraceae
Source: the annotation of a GenBank genome assembly